AUGUCGACUGGAACAGCAACGACCGCCGGCAGGACGACGGCCGCCGAAACCGGCCUGGCUACGACGACGGUUCAGCGGCGGCCAUCGCGAGCCUCGUACACGGACGACUCGGAAGCGCAUCUCUUCCGUACGCGCCUCGGCAGUCUUUCCCAGCAAGACUAUACCCAACCCAUCGAUGAGGAGGAGGAGCAGAACAAGCACCACUUUGACGAAAGCAAGGCUACCAGCGAUACCGAAAACUCGCGGCCUCCCUCUCCGCCUGUUCUCGCGACCUACCCACCAUCCCAGGCCAAGCCAGUCGAGCUUGCGGCUGUCGACCAAGGUGCGGCGGCGUGGCGCUUCUUGGCGUGUGGAUUCGUCAUCUGGUCCAUGGUGUGGGGCGUAGCAUAUUCGUACGGCAGCUUUCAAGACUACCACGAGCACAAUCCGGACUCGCCCUUGUACGGGACGAGCGUGACCGGCAUCUCGGCGGUAGGCACGCUGGUCAUCGGAUGUCAGCACUUUAUCCCGCUCAUCCUGCGCGGCUUCGUAACUACCUUUCCGCACCUUCGCCGCAGACUGGUGCUCGUCAGCGUGGUGCUCAGCUCGGCGUGCAUUCUGGUUGCAUCAUUCGCGAGAUCGGUGGCGAUGCUCAUCGUGUUCCAGGGCGUGCUGUUCGGGGUUACGAGCGGCGUGCUGCUGCUCCCCGUCGUGCUGUACCUCGGCCAGUGGUUCGAUACCAGACGCGGCCUCGCUACGGGCGUCAUCUUCAUGGGGUCUGGAUUCGGCGGCGUCGUGUUUCCGCUCAUCCUCAAUGCGCUCCUCACCUCGGUCGGGUUUGCCUGGACCAUGAGGGUGUGGGCGCUCGCCCAGCUCGUACUCGCGGGCACGGCGCUAUGGUUCGUCAGACCCAGACUGCCACUCGAAACACCCGAUGUGCUUCCAAUCACAAAGCUCGAGCUGGCAAGGGCUUUGCUUCCUGGCGACCUGUCGUGGCUCAUCCACCCACUGUCGCUCAUCUACGCGUUUGGAUGGUACAUUGUAUCGCUGUACAUUGCGACGUACGCCACGGCGCUCGGGUUCAGCUCGACCGUCUCCACAGGCAUCCUGGCCGCAUUCAACGCAUCGGCCAUCAUCGGCUACACCAUCACGGGACCGUCGAUUGACAAGCUCUCGUUCACGCUCGGCAUGGCGGUUUCAUCGGGCCUGUGUGCCCUCGCCGCCUUACUUCUGCUGGGCUUUGCAGCGACCCUUCCGAUUUUGCUCGUGUUCGCCAUUGUGUUUGGAGCUGCAGGUGGGGGAUUUGGAUGUUUCCUAACGCCCAUUGCGAGGGAUCUGGCAGCGGUGACGCGGUCGGACAAUGCGCUGCAGUUCUUGACCUGGAUGUUCAUGCGUGGCGUAGCGGCUGUUACCGGUCCGCUGGUCGGAUCGGCUCUGUACAGACCCGGUGUGGUUACGAAGCACCCGCGUGCGGGCGAGUAUGGGAUCAAUGGGUUCAACGCACUCAUCGUCUUUACCGGCGCAUGUAUGGGCGUGGCUAGCCUGAUCGCACUCGCGGCAUACAUGUACAGAACCAAAGUGCUGGGCUUGUGA
Moesziomyces antarcticus is the source of this 1572-nucleotide messenger RNA. Its product is annotated as MFS general substrate transporter. The coding region runs from base 1 to 1572 and encodes 523 amino acids. NCBI's taxonomy places the organism in Eukaryota, Fungi, Basidiomycota, Ustilaginomycetes, Ustilaginales, Ustilaginaceae. Gene Ontology annotation, biological process: transmembrane transport. The record is from RefSeq and is a predicted model, not a curated record. Gene Ontology annotation, molecular function: transmembrane transporter activity. Gene Ontology annotation, cellular component: fungal-type vacuole membrane. The transcript has 3 exons.